AUGGACUUCCGACUAGCUUCGUGGAAUGUGCGCUCUCUCUAUAGACCUGGCGCCGUAUACCAAGUCAAAAAUGAGCUGCAGAGAUAUAACAUUGGGGUAGCAGCCCUCCAGGAAGUUCGGUGGCUGGGUACGGGAGAAUGUAGUGUAGAUAAUGAAGUUGUACUAUUUUACUGCGGUCCUGACAACGGACAACAUAGAAAAGGAGUUGGAUUUAUGGUUUCAAAGAAGGUGAUGGGGAACGUGAUCCGAUUUGAUGCCAUUUCAGAUAGACUAUGUGUACUUCGGGUGAAAUCAAAGCUCUUUAACAUCUCAAUACUAAAUGCAUACGCACCAACUGAAUUAGCGGAGGACAUUGCAAAGGACGAAUUUUACGAACAACUUGAAAUGGUAUACGAGCAAAUACCGAGCUUUGAUGUUAAGAUAGUGUUAGGUGAUUUCAAUGCGAAAGUGGGACGAGAGGAUAUCUUUAUACCGACAAUAGGAAGACACAGCAAGCACGACAUAUCCAACGACAAUGGUCUGAGACUCAUCAGCUUUGCUGCGUCUAAAGCUAUGGUGAUUAAAAGUACUAUGUACCCGCAUAAGGAUAUCUUCAAAGGUACUUGGAAGUCCCCGGAUGGCGUAACAAUCAACCAAAUUGACCAUGUCCUUAUUGAUGACCGCCAUAAAAGUUCAAUUCAGAAUGUUCGAGCAUUCAGAGGGGCCGAUUGUGACAGCGAUCAUUAUCUGCUAGGCGUAAAGGUUAAGGCGAAAAUUAAAGUAAACGGCAAAUUUAAACGCCAUAGCAAACCUCAAAUAAACACUGACAGCCUUAAAGAUAAAGUAAUUGCAGAAAAAUUUGAAUUUGAAUUAAGAAGUAGAUUUCAAGGUCUACCACUAGCUGAUAACGUAGACGAGCACUGGGAGAGCAUCAGAGAUAAUGUAAAGGAGGUGGCAUUUAAGGUGAAGGCGGAAGAAAAAGAAGAAAAGGAAGAAGUGGUGGAAUAA
Messenger RNA from Cydia pomonella (codling moth), 987 nucleotides. RefSeq names its product craniofacial development protein 2-like. NCBI's taxonomy places the organism in Eukaryota, Metazoa, Arthropoda, Insecta, Lepidoptera, Tortricidae. Gene Ontology annotation, molecular function: catalytic activity. The record is from RefSeq and is a predicted model, not a curated record. The coding region runs from base 1 to 987 and encodes 328 amino acids. The transcript has a single exon.